This is a messenger RNA of Trematosphaeria pertusa, 3655 nucleotides long. RefSeq lists its product as uncharacterized. Lineage: Eukaryota; Fungi; Ascomycota; Dothideomycetes; Pleosporales; Trematosphaeriaceae. Gene Ontology annotation, molecular function: metal ion binding. The transcript is spliced from 2 exons. The coding region runs from base 263 to 3436 and encodes 1057 amino acids. The record is from RefSeq and is a predicted model, not a curated record. Gene Ontology annotation, cellular component: spindle pole; centrosome; microtubule. Gene Ontology annotation, biological process: positive regulation of cytokinesis.
CUGAGGUCGGUUGACCCUAUUCUACAUCGAGGCUGAGAGGUACUUUCCUAAAUCACGUCUUCCUCCAACCCUCCCCCGUCAGUAUCAGCUUUUUCACCACCAGCAAUUCCCCGAGCACCCUGCCUCUCGUUCACACAGGUCAGCGCCCGUGCCCCCUCCAUAGACUGAAUUACAUUCACUUCUAUGCCCAUAUCAGGCUAGCACGAGUUUCACGCCAAGCCUCGCAUUGCCCACAAAAGAUUCCUUGCCAGCAUCCCCUUCCAUGUUCCCUCUCGCGGUCAUACAACCGCAGGGUUAUUCCACCUCCGAACCCGCAAACAUGUCCACUCUUAAGAGGACGCGGGCCGCCACCGAUGACGGUUCCGAAACCGAACAGCUUUUCAAGCGCAGCAUCAAAGUCGCCAAGCAGCAAAAGCCGGACGGCGAGGGAGACCUCUCAAAACCCGGAUGGCGGCCUCUUUAUGCAUCUGACGGCCUGAACGCGGUCGCCGAGGUGCAAGGAAAGGCACUGGAUCCUAGCCUUCCGCGCAAAUUGUCAGAUGCCGCGCCUCUUACCAGCUCCGAGAAGCAGACCAAGGCUGCCAUCCAAGGAGAUGACCCGCCGUCACUUCAGAUAGCCCUCUCCCUAGAUCGGUUCUCAUUGCGAGAAAACCAAUGGGCGGAGUGGGUCAGCAAAGAGAAGGACGACAAGGAAAAGGCCGCUAUCAUCAUCACCGCCCGGGACUCAGAUUCCCGCACAAAGCAGCAGCUUCUUCGCCUCGUACGCCAGUUGUGGCCUUGGUUCUGCGAUGCCCUAGACACGAUUACUCGCGAGAUCCUCCUGAGCCCCGAUGAGCGAUCAAAUUACUGUCAAGCUGUCAGUACCAUGCGAAAUGCAAUCCUAGUCCUCCGAGAACGGCACGGUACCCCGCGUACAGAACUCUAUCUCCUCUCAACUCACAUAUGGAAGAAUAGCAGCGGUCCCAAGCUACCACUCGACUCUGUUAAUCGCGUCGUCAAGAUGCUCGGAAAAACUCCAUCCAUCCACGAGCAUCUCAGAAUACUCCGGCUGCAGCUUGAAUACAUCCAAGAGUCAUUUAGUGCACCUGACUGGUCGGAUGAGGCGUAUAAGCGUGAGCUGCGCCAGGAAGAGGACGACGCUCGGAAGCGCAAGAAGGCGGACGGAGAUCACCGGGCUCGACUGCGCGAAGCGUUUGAGCGAGAGCAGGCUGCCCAGUACCGUGCCGCUGAAGAGGCCGAGCAGCAGCGUGCUUGGAAAGCCGCGGAAGAGCAGACACGGCAAGAAGAAGCCCGCAAACAGGCGGAAGCUAAGCAGGCACAACAACGAGAGGAUACACGCCUCCAAGAAGAAGCUCGACAAAAGGCAGCGGAGGAAGAAGUUCGCAGGCAGCAAGAGCAAGAGGCGCGCCGUACGCAAGAGGCUCGUCAACAGGCAGAACAAGAAAUGCGACAGGUUCAAGCCGAGCGCGAACGACAAAAGCUCGAGAAGGAUCGCAUAGCAGCAGAGACGUUAACUACACAGCUCGUUGCCACGAUCCAGAACGGCACGCCGCUUCCGUUCCUUCUUCCGCCUAAAUCUGAUCUGAUCGCAAAGCUAUCCAGCGCUUGGUCAAUGCUAGAAUCCGACAUCGCAGCCAUGGGACCUCAGGACCUCACCAAGCUCAGCGAGCUGGAGGAGCUCGACGUGUACUGGAUCACACCGACCCAGAACGCCAUGCUCGCUUUGCGGCUGUUGAGGCGCACUCCAAACGAGUUACUCAGCACCGGCUGGGACCUUGACACCAUGCACAACCUGAAUGAGUUGCUUGGACACUACCAAGAGAUCGAGGUGCUGCAGUGGCUCAAAGUAAAAGUCAUUGACGUCUGGGGACUGCUCCGCGAGGCCCAGAUGGAGUUGAAUGCCUCUUUCGCAUUUUCUACAUCUAGCGAAGAGUCAUCGUCAUCGAUCGGCAGCAACAAUACGGAAAUCACCAUCCCAAACGAUUCUCCAGAGAGAAGUGCCUGUUCCACUGAAGUGGCCAAAGCAGUGGCUCCAAGACCGAAGACAUCUUUCGAAUCACCCCUUACCGCACGAAUUACCUAUCCGGAGGGCGACCCACGAGUGAAGAAGCCGCAAUCUACUUCCCGUCCCCCGCCCUUUGAGCAGAGCGACAUUGAGUCAGAAGGCGAUACCAAUGGGAACGAUCGAUCCAGGAUCGAGCAUACGGAAACACAGACUUCCAGUAGCACACGGAGCGACCAGAGUUACUCAUCUGAUGCCACAGCACCACUCUCCCCAUGCAACGAUGGAGAUAUCAAUAUGGAAGAUGCGCCAGAGCAGCCAUUCCGGAAAUUUUGCACAUUCUUCCUGAAGAAUAAGUGCAAAUUCGGUGACAGGUGCCGAGAUCUCCACGACCGCCAGACUCCACAUCAAUCCACGCUUUCCAGCAGAAACGGCGGAUUGGCUCAGCAUCAGCCUUCUGAGCCCCUGCCUUCCGAGGCUCAGCGGUGCAGCCAUGCCCAGAGGUACGGCUCCUGCAAGCUCGGUGACAAAUGUAGGGAGCUACGAGCCUUGAAUCACACCACCGCUCCGGCGGUCAUUCGAGGGCAACAGAUGGAGACGAACGUGAGCCCAGAUUGCUCACGGAUUCCUUGCAAGUUCGGCGGCCACUGCCGCAAGAAACGCUGCCCCUUUAAGCAUGAACUCGAGCUCCAAGCCGAAAGCACGGAGCAAAAUCAGGACGACGCCAACGACACCGAGCGUCCAUACGACAUGCCUGCCAACGCCUUCAACGCCGCACAGCGAGCUCCUCCUCCCCCGAUGACCGAGCCUAGAUUGCCUGAUUCUAACCUCGCUUCUGCCAGGAUUAGGACGAUAAACACUAGACUAGUCGACCUGAUGCAACAUGCAAACCCCGGCCUAGAGACUUUUGAGACCGACGACUUCUACGACGCCACCCGAUCCUACCUCAGAGAGACCCUCGCCAAAGCUUUCGCGGCCGAGAUUACAGAGUCCAGAUUGUCGGCGGAACGUGUGGAAAUGCUUCAUCGAUCUGUCCUGACCCAUAUACCCACCACGGACCUUAAGCAACGCCAGAAGAUCACGUCGGUGUUGGGCGACGUAGGCAACAAGGUUGACAAGGCGUUGCGCGAGAUGGGCCAGGAGGACGCCACGCCACGCUUCUGGCGCAACACGCGGGCGCCAACUCUGACCGCGUCAACCAGUGUCCAGCCAAAGCAGAACUCUCCCUUUAUCUUCGGUGCUCGAGCAUCGCCUGCGGGCAUCUCAGGCUUUAGCUGCGACGCUACUGAUGAUUCGGGUGACGCUGUCCGGGACAACAACGUCAGCUUCACUAAGGUUGAGGCUAACCAAGAGGAAGGCGUCAAGUUUAAGGGUCGGGGUCCGCGCUCCUACCGGCCGUCGUCGGCGCGCGCACCGCCCAGAAAACGGCAAUAGCCGCGUUAAUCGGCAAGGGGCCUGUCCGCGCAUGCUCUUUUCCAUGAUAGCCUUUCGCUCUCAACAACGAGGAUGAUAACAGCACAAUCAAAUGCGAAACGAAGUCCUACAAGUCACCUCCCGGAUCCUUCUCGCUCGGCUAAAGCGAUGGCGUGCAUGCCGAAAUCCCCACAUAGCUCCCGGCCGCUCGCCGUCUACCAGAUACCACAAGCACGAUGC